Messenger RNA from Gavia stellata (red-throated loon), 1873 nucleotides. RefSeq names its product ubiquitin specific peptidase 21 (gene USP21). Gene Ontology annotation, molecular function: cysteine-type deubiquitinase activity. The record is from RefSeq and is a predicted model, not a curated record. Gene Ontology annotation, cellular component: cytoplasm. NCBI's taxonomy places the organism in Eukaryota, Metazoa, Chordata, Aves, Gaviiformes, Gaviidae. The transcript is spliced from 12 exons. Gene Ontology annotation, biological process: protein deubiquitination. Bases 11 to 1873 code for a protein of 620 amino acids.
CGUCCCCACGAUGCCCCAAGCCUCGGAGCACCGCGUCGGCCGGGCCAGGGACCAUGCCGUCAUCACCUCCCAGCCCAAGGCUGCUGCCAAGCUGCCCAGCGGGCACCGGGCCCUGAGUCAGGAGCGCCAUGCCGCCGCCCUGGCCUCCACCACCGCCGCCAAUGGGCUCUCCCCAGCCCCCAAGCUUCGCCUCCUGCCGCCCCGGCCCGGCCCACUGGAUGACCGCGGCAAGAAGCUGGAGCUGGACCGGGGUCGGGCCUCGAAACGGGGGGAGGGUCUCCGUGGCUCGGUGUGCCGUCGGGGGCCCAUGAAGGCGGACCAUGCGGUGCGAGUGCCCAGCUCUCCGCAGGCGGGCGCUGUGCCGGGCAGCGCCUCCUUCUCCCUGCCUACUGGGGCCUCGCUGGCGGGGCGUGAGGCGGAGCGCCGGCGGAGCAACCUGGCCCGCUCCAAAUCCAUCAGCAUCGGGGACCUGAGCCAGGGCGGCAGUGGUGGCCGCGCAGAGGAUGUGGCAGCAGUGCUGAGCCGGCUGGUGCUGAGGGACUGUGGCCACCAGCUGAGCGCCGGCUCACUGGCGCUCAGGAGGAGCUCCUCUCUCCGGAGGGUCAACGUCUCCCCAGGGCUGGACGGGAAGCCCGCCGCCCCGCUGCUCUCCGUCCGGCCCGAGGGCUGCCCAAGGACUCGUACUGCCCCCGACCCCCCGUACGCCCAUAGCCCCAGCGUUCCGACACCCAGCAGCCCUGCCCCGGGCAGAGCCCCACCACCCGGCAGGACCGAGGAGAAGGCGGCAGCCACCCAUCACACUCUGCUGCUGGGCUCGGGCCACGUCGGCCUCAGGAACCUGGGCAACACGUGCUUCAUGAAUGCCGUGCUGCAGUGCCUGAGCAGCACCAAGCCACUGCGGGACUACUGCCUGCGCCGGGACUUCCAGCAGGAGCAGCCCCCCGGCCCCCGCGCCCCCCAGGAGCUCACCGAAGCCUUCGCCGAUGUUAUCGCCGCCCUCUGGCACCCCGACUCCUCUGAGGCUGUCAACCCCGGGCGCUUCAAGGCCGUCUUUCAGAAAUACGUUCCCUCCUUCACUGGAUACAGCCAGCAGGAUGCGCAGGAGUUCCUCAAGUUCUUCAUGGACCGGCUGCAUGUGGAGAUCAACCGCAAGGGCCGCAGGACCCCCAGCAUCCUUUCAGACGCUCGGCGGACCCCCGCACUGGAGGACCUCGAGACGCUGAGCGAUGACGAACGCGCCAAUCAGAUGUGGAAGCGAUACCUGGAAAGGGAGGACAGCAAGAUUGUGGACCUCUUCGUGGGGCAGCUGAAGAGUUGCCUGAAGUGCCAGGCGUGCGGCUACCGCUCCACCACCUUUGAGGUCUUCUGCGAUCUCUCCCUGCCCAUCCCAAAGAAGAGCUUUGCUGGUGGGAAGGUCUCGCUCCACGACUGCUUCAGCCUCUUCACCAAGGAGGAGGAGCUGGACUCAGAGAACGCCCCGGUCUGCGACAAGUGCAGGCAGCGGACGCGGAGCACGAAGAAGCUGACCAUCCAGCGCUUCCCCCGCAUCCUGGUGCUCCACCUGAAUCGGUUCUCCACCACCCGCUACUCCAUCAAGAAGUGCUCCGUCUUCGUGGACUUUCCCCUGCAGCAGCUCAACCUGCGGGAGUUUGCCAGCGAGAAGGCGGGCAGCCCCGUCUACAGCCUCUACGCCCUCUGCAACCACUCGGGCAGUGUCCACUAUGGCCACUACACCGCCUUCUGCCGGGACCCAGCUGGCUGGCGCGUCUACAACGACUCCCGCGUCUCGCCCAUCAGCGAGAACCAGGUGCCGUCCAGCGAGGGCUACGUCCUCUUCUACGAGCUGGAGGAGCCCCCCGGCAGGAGGCCCUGA